Aplysia californica (California sea hare) is the source of this 1685-nucleotide messenger RNA. RefSeq lists its product as uncharacterized. NCBI's taxonomy places the organism in Eukaryota, Metazoa, Mollusca, Gastropoda, Aplysiida, Aplysiidae. The record is from RefSeq and is a predicted model, not a curated record.
GAAUGUGCCUUCUUUGCACCAUAAGACCUUUGCAGUGCACACAACAGCUAUAAGCGACAAGUGCAGUAUAUUCUCAAGGGAUAUUUUGAAGAAAUCUGUGCAGAAAGUGAAGGAGGCAUAUCAAGAACAGACUAGUGAUGUGAAGGACAUUCAUGUCUCCUUUGAUGGCAGUUGGCAGAAACGAGGUCACACCUCAAAGUCUGGGAUUGGCUUAGCCAUAGAAAGAAAAACUGGCCUCAUCGUUGAUUACGAAGUGCUUACUAGCUACUGUCCCCAGUGUGCCACCACAGGGAAACGCCUUGAGAGAGAGAACAUUCUCAAGUAUGAGCGGUGGUUUUCUUCGCACAAACCGUUCUGCAGUGCAAACUAUGAGGGCCCAAGUGGGGGCAUGGAGAAGGAAGCAGCACUCAGUAUCUGGAGCAGAUCAAUUUUGAAACAUCAGCUGAGGUACGUCUCCAUGAUCAGUGAUGGUGAUGCAAAGACCAUCUCUGAGCUGCAUGCCCUGGACCCGUAUCCUGGGACUUCAGUUCAAAAGCACGAGUGUGUCAACCACGUAGGGAAAAGGCUAGGAAAAGCCCUGCAGAACAUAGUGACUGAAAAAUCCAAGGCGAAGCCUAAAAUCACACUCGGUGGCAAAGGACAUGGAAAACUUCGACCUGAAGUUAUCAAGGCUCUCCAAGGCUAUUACACCAACGCCAUACGGAAACAUACGUCUGUUCCCACGAUGAAGCAAGCGGUUAUGGCUAUCUUAGACCAUUGUUCUUCAACCGAUGAGGACCACCACCAUGAGAACUGCCCUAAAGGAGAGGACUCGUGGUGUUUUUUUCAAAAAGCAGAAGCAAGGGGGUUGCCACCAGGUAGCCAUGUCGACAAUAUCGGGACUCCACUUUGCCAGCUGGUCGCUGAUCACGUCCGACCGAUCUUCACGCGUCUGUCGACCGAUGACUUACUGGGCCGCUGCGUUCUACAGAGCACCCAAAAUGCUAACGAGAGUGCACAUGCAGUCAUAUGGGCUCGCUGCCCAAAGCACCAGUUUGUCCAUCGCAAUCGCCUGUCUAUUGCUGUUGCUAUUGGUGUUGCUGAAUUUAACUUCGGUGCGAGCUCGUCGCGUGAUUUUCUCACAACCCUCAACCUGCCUGUCGGUCGAGAAACCAAGCGCCGUGGGGAAAAGCGGGACCACACAAGAACUGUGAAGUCACAGGUAGCAGCCACAGAGAAAGCCAAGAAAUACAGGCAAAUCAAGGCAGAUGCCAGGCAGAGAGAAGAGCAGAGAAUGAUAGACACUUAUGGGGAAUUUUAUGUCUCUGGAGGCGGCGACUAGUAUGUUUAGGUACUGUUUAAUUUUUUUUUAGAAGGGGUACAAUGGGAAUUUUGGGCUCCAAAAUGUAAAACAUGACUGUUACAUUGUUCUUUUUGUGUGGAGAAUGUUCAGAGUACUUCCUGUUUCAAUAUUUGUAAGGUUUUUUACCUUAGAGAUGUGCCUGGGUCUUCUGUUGACCAAUAGAAAACUCAUUUUGCGUUUUUCUCAAAAUACCUUUUUUGACAAAUUUGUCUCACUUUUUGUUCCAGAUCUCAGAAAGUUCUCGUCAGAACUUGUUUAAAUUUGCACACAAUGUUCUUUGCAUGUAUGCCUACCACCUAACAAAGAGAUUUUUGACUUUUCUAUUUUAGUUAAUGUUUUUUAA